Messenger RNA from Oenanthe melanoleuca, 2742 nucleotides. RefSeq names its product potassium calcium-activated channel subfamily N member 1 (gene KCNN1). Lineage: Eukaryota; Metazoa; Chordata; Aves; Passeriformes; Muscicapidae. Bases 130 to 2742 code for a protein of 870 amino acids. The transcript has 9 exons. The record is from RefSeq and is a predicted model, not a curated record. Gene Ontology annotation, cellular component: neuronal cell body; neuron projection; plasma membrane. Gene Ontology annotation, biological process: potassium ion transmembrane transport. Gene Ontology annotation, molecular function: calmodulin binding; small conductance calcium-activated potassium channel activity.
GCCGCGCGCCCCCGGGACCGGCUCGGGCUGCGGCGGCACCGGCGGCGGGACCGGGCCCGGUACAGGCCCGGGGCACCGCAGGUGGCCCCGGCGCCGCUGAGCCAUGCGGGAUCGCCCGGCGCUGUCGCCAUGAGCAGCUGUCGCCACAAUGGGGGGGUGACACGGGCCCGGGGCCCCCCGAGCUCCUCCUGCCCGGCCGGGGGGGACGCGCUGCGCCCCUGCCCCAGCCCGCGCCUGCAGGUGCUCGUGUCCCGUCCGGACCAGCCGGUGGCCACCGAAGGCGCGUUGGUGGCCAGCUCAGCGGGCCGAGAGGCGAGCGAGGAGCGGGCGGGCGAGCGGAGGAGGAACCAGAACAUCGGCUACAAGCUGGGCCACCGGCGGGCGCUGUUCGAGAAGCGCAAACGCCUGAGCGACUACGCGCUGAUUUUCGGCAUGUUCGGCAUCGUGGUGAUGGUGACCGAGACGGAGCUGAGCUGGGGGGUCUACACCAAGGAAUCGUCGUAUUCGUUCGCGCUCAAGUGUCUCAUCAGCCUGUCCACGCUGAUCCUGCUGGGGCUCAUCGUGAUGUACCACGCCAGGGAGAUCCAGCUUUUCAUGGUGGACAACGGCGCCGACGACUGGCGCAUCGCCAUGACCUCGGAGCGCGUCUUCUUCAUCGCGCUGGAGCUGCUGGUGUGCGCCAUCCACCCCAUCCCCGGCCAGUACCUGUUCACCUGGACCGCCCGCCUGGCCUUCACCUACGCGGCCUCGGUGGCCCACGCCGACGUGGACAUCGUGCUGUCCAUCCCCAUGUUCCUGCGGCUCUACCUGCUGGGCAGGGUGAUGCUGCUGCACAGCAAGCUCUUCACCGACGCCUCGUCGCGCAGCAUCGGCGCCCUCAACAAGAUCAACUUCAACACGCGCUUCGUCAUGAAGACGCUCAUGACCAUCUGCCCCGGCACGGUGCUGCUGGUGUUCAGCAUCUCCUCCUGGAUCAUCGCCGCCUGGACCGUGCGCGUCUGCGAGAGGUACCACGACAAGCAGGAGGUGACCAGUAACUUCCUGGGGGCCAUGUGGCUGAUCUCCAUCACCUUCCUGUCCAUCGGCUACGGGGACAUGGUGCCACACACCUACUGCGGCAAGGGCGUGUGCCUGCUGACCGGCAUCAUGGGCGCUGGCUGCACCGCCCUCGUGGUGGCCGUGGUGGCCCGCAAGCUGGAGCUGACCAAAGCUGAGAAACACGUGCACAACUUCAUGAUGGACACGCAGCUCACCAAGAGGGUGAAGAACGCGGCUGCCAACGUGCUGAGGGAGACGUGGCUCAUCUACAAGCACACCAGGCUGGUGAAGAAGCCGGAGCCCGCCCGGGUUCGGACCCACCAGCGUAAGUUCCUCCAAGCCAUCCAUCAGCUGAGGAGUGUGAAGAUGGAGCAGCGCAAGCUCAACGACCAGGCCAACACCUUGGUGGACCUGGCCAAGUCGCAGUCGCUGAUGUCGGAGCUGCUGGCCGAGCUGCAGGAGCGCCACGAGGAGCUGGAGAAGCGGCUGGCGGCGCUGGAGGCGCAGCUGGAGGCGCUGGGGCUGAGCCUGCUGGCCCUGCCCGGGCGAGUCAGCCAGGCGCUGGGCCAGCACCGGGACCCGCUGGGCCAGCACCGGGACCCGCUGGGCCAGCACCGGGACCCGCUGGGCCAGCACCGGGACCCGCUGGGCCAGCAGAGAGACACGCUGGGCCAGCACCGGGAGCCCCUGGGCCAGCACCGGGAGCACCUGGGCCAGCACCGGGACCCACUGGGCCAGCAGAGAGACACGCUGGGCCAGCACCGGGACCCGCUGGGCCAGCACCGGGACACCCUGGGCCAGCACCGGGACACGCUGGGCCAGCAGAGAGACACGCUGGGCCAGCACCGGGACACGCUGGGCCAGCACCGGGAGCCCCUGGGCCAGCACCGGGACCUGCUGGGCCAGCAGAGAGACACGCUGGGCCAGCACCGGGACCCGCUGGGCCAGCACCGGGACACCCUGGGCCAGCACCGGGACACGCUGGGCCAGCAGAGGGACACCCUGGGCCAGCACCGGGACACCCUGGGCCAGCAGAGAGACACGCUGGGCCAGCAGAGGGACCCGCUGGGCCAGCACCGGGACCCGCUGGGCCAGCAGAGAGACACGCUGGGCCAGCACCGGGAGCCCCUGGGCCAGCAGAAAGACAUGCUGGGCCAGCACCGGGACCCGCUGGGCGAGUGCCGGGACCUGCUGGGCCAGCACGGGGACCCGCCGGGCGAGCACGGGGACCCGCCGGGCCAGCACCAGGACCUGCUGGGCCAGCAUCGAGAUCUUCUGGGCCAGCAGAGGGACCUCCUGGGCCAGCAGGGGGACACUCUGGGCCAGCAGAGGGACACAUUGUGCCACCAUCGAGACACUCUGGGCCAGAAGAGGGACACACUGGGCCACCAGCGAGACACUCUGGGCCAGCAGAGGGAGCUCCUGGGCCAGGACUGGGACCUGCUGGGCCACCAGCGAGAUCCUCUGGGCCACCAUCGAGACACUCUGGGCCAGCAUCGAGACACUCUGGGCCAGCAUCGGGACCCCCUGGGCCACCAUCGAGACCCCCCGGGCCACCAUCGGGACACUCUGGGCCACCAGCACGGGGACCCGGCCGGGCCGUGGCCACCGCGCCUCUGCUCGGCCACCGCCCCCUGCAGCCCCGCUCGCCACCGGGGCCGGGGCAGCCCCGAGAGCCCCCGGGCGGCCUCGGACAGCGGCUGA